This is a messenger RNA of Phyllostomus hastatus (greater spear-nosed bat), 1754 nucleotides long. RefSeq names its product transmembrane protein with EGF like and two follistatin like domains 2 (gene TMEFF2). Gene Ontology annotation, molecular function: protein binding. Lineage: Eukaryota; Metazoa; Chordata; Mammalia; Chiroptera; Phyllostomidae. The transcript is spliced from 10 exons. Bases 387 to 1511 code for a protein of 374 amino acids. The record is from RefSeq and is a predicted model, not a curated record.
GCGAGAGGCGGCUGCUUGGCUGCGGGGCGUUUUGAGUUUUCCUCCACCCUGUCUCCUAGGGCUCCUCUCCUCUGUCCCUGGACUCUGGUCUCCUGCUCCCCCGGCCUCCCAGAGCCCUUUUCUUAUGGCAGGAGCUUCCCAGGUCUCCGGCGUAGCUUCUCAGCCAACGACCCUCUCGCUGCCGGAGCUGAGCCGGGUCACUGGAUGUUGCUAAAACUCUCGAGAUCAUGCGCGGGUUUGGCUGCUGUUUCGCCCUCAGGUGCCACUGCCACCGCCACUGCUUCUACUGCCGCCGUCCACGGGAUGCUCAGUAGCCCGCUGCCGGGCCCCAACGAUAGUGUGUUUUUCGGAAGCCGUUUGCUGCUGCAGAGUUGCGCGAACUAGUCAUGGUGCUGUGGGAGUCCCCGCGGCAGUGCAGCAGCUGGACACUUUGCGAGGGCUUUUGCUGGCUGCUGCUGCUGCCCAUCAUGCUACUCAUCGUAGCCCGCCCGGUCAAGCUUGCGGCUUUCCCUACCUCCUUAAGUGACUGCCAAACACCUACCGGCUGGAACUGCUCUGGUUAUGAUGACAGAGAAAAUGAUCUCUUCCUCUGUGACACCAACACCUGUAAAUUUGAUGGGGAAUGUUUAAGAAUUGGAGACACUGUGACUUGCGUCUGUCAGUUCAAGUGCAACAAUGACUACGUGCCUGUGUGUGGCUCCAAUGGGGAGAGCUACCAGAAUGAGUGUUACCUGCGGCAGGCUGCCUGCAAACAGCAGAGCGAGAUCCUUGUGAUGUCUGAAGGAUCGUGUGCCACAGAUGCAGGAUCCGGAUCUGGAGAUGGAGUCCAUGAAGGCUCAGGAGAAACCAGUCAAAAGGAGACAUCCACCUGUGAUAUUUGCCAGUUUGGGGCAGAAUGUGACGAAGAUGCUGAGGAUGUCUGGUGUGUGUGCAACAUUGAUUGUUCUCAAACCAACUUCAAUCCCCUCUGUGCUUCUGAUGGGAAAUCUUAUGAUAAUGCAUGUCAAAUCAAAGAAGCAUCAUGUCAGAAACAGGAGAAAAUUGAAGUCAUGUCGUUGGGUCGAUGUCAAGAUAACACAACUACAACUACUAAAUCUGAAGAUGGGCAUUAUGCAAGAACAGAUUAUGCAGAGAAUGCUAACAAAUUAGAAGAAAGUGCCAGAGAACACCACAUACCUUGCCCAGAACAUUACAAUGGCUUCUGCAUGCACGGCAAGUGCGAACAUUCUAUCAAUAUGCAGGAGCCAUCUUGCAGGUGUGAUGCUGGUUAUACUGGACAACACUGUGAAAAAAAGGACUACAGUGUACUGUAUGUUGUGCCGGGCCCUGUACGAUUUCAAUACGUCUUAAUUGCAGCUGUGAUUGGAACGAUUCAGAUUGCCGUCAUCUGUGUGGUGGUCCUCUGCAUCACAAGGAAAUGCCCCAGAAGCAACAGAAUUCACAGACAGAAGCAAAACACAGGGCACUACAGCUCAGACAACACGACAAGAGCAUCCACGAGGUUAAUCUGAAGGGAGCAUGUUGCACAGUGGCCGAAAUACCGAGAGCUUGGACUACACAAUACAGUAUUAUAGACAAAAGAAUAAGACAAGAUCUACACAUGUUGCCUUGCAUUUGUGGUAAUCUACACCAAUGAAAACAUGUACUACAGCUAUAUUUGAUUAUGUAUGGAUAUAUUUGAAAUAGUAUACAUUGUCUUGAUGUUUUUCUGUAAUGUAAAUAAACUAUUUAUAUCACACAAUAUAGUUUUUUCU